GUUAUCUUCCUGUUAACUCCCUAACGGAGUCAUCCCACCCCAUCGUCACUCCGAUGAUUAGUGACUGGAAAACUAUCUCAAUUGCCAGCACCUGUGACACCAAUCUCUGCUUCACCACCUGCGAUCGCUCUUAAUAAAACUUGCAAUUUCAUCCUUUAAUUUUCUUUCUCUCUCUAUCCCUCCAUCAACACUAGAUCUGAACAUUUUUCCUUCCAAUUUCUCUCUUUUGCUGGGUCAAUCGAAGGAACCUAGCAGCGGCUGCUUUCCUGAACUUGUAUGCCGUCAUCCACCUAAAAAUUCCGUUCAAUUCCCGUCCCAGAAAUUCGAAUUAGCUUCUGAAAUUGUUUGCAAAUACGUCUUGCUUUUUUGAGAAGAAGGGUGAUGAGUUGAAAGAGAGUGGCGAAGUCGCUUCAAGCGCUUGUAGCCCAUGCCCUUCUCUUCUCUUUCAUGCUUUUGCUCACUUUCAAGCUUAAUUAUGCUGUCACUUAUUUUUGGUGAAAAUGCUUGAAAGGAAGCUACCUGAAGACGUUGUUAUUGAUAUAUUAGCCCAAUUGCUAGCAAACUCACUAGUGCGAUUCAAAAGUGUGCAUAAAUCGUGGUAUGCUCUCAUAGAAAGCCCUCACUUUGUCACAAUGCAACUCCAUUAUCAAGAUAGAGAUGGUAUUAUGAUCAUGGCUAAUCCAGGAAUUAGGGAAUUUAGGUUUCUUCCUGUAUCAUGUUUUCCUCUCCCUAAUAGCAAUGAAUAUGAUCAUUAUCUCCGCCCACGUAAGACACAUGUUGUGGGAUUGGGCUUUGAUUGCAGAACUAAUGAUUGCAAGGUUAUUAGGAUCUUGGAGAUGGAGAGUCCUUAUCUUUCUCCUGGUGAAGUACAGGCUGAUGUAUAUUGCUCAAGCACCAAUAUUUGGAGAGAAAUUGAGUACACAGCUUAUUAUUGGCCUGCCACAAAACGCACUUUAGUGAUGAGGUCUUUGAAUUUAGAAAAAUUCCAGAACACUUACCUUGGUUUUAUGAUUUGAUUGAGUUUAAUGAGACACUAGCUUUCAUUUCAUAUCCUCACCCGGAACAAGAGAUGGAGAAACGCUUUGACAUUUGGGUGAUGGGUGAAUAUGGUGCCAAUGAGGUUUGGACAAAGCUGUUUUCUACCAAAGCUGUACUUGAAGUGGACAGGGCUUUGGGAUUUGGGAAGAGUAAUGAACUCUUUGUAUUGUUAUCAAGUGGGCUGAUUGCAUCUUACAAUAUUGUUACCAACCAAAUGAAGACUCUAUUGCCAA
Rubroshorea leprosula is the source of this 1271-nucleotide messenger RNA. Lineage: Eukaryota; Viridiplantae; Streptophyta; Magnoliopsida; Malvales; Dipterocarpaceae. The record is from the annotation of a GenBank genome assembly.